Messenger RNA from Arabidopsis lyrata subsp. lyrata, 626 nucleotides. Its product is annotated as 40S ribosomal protein S25-2. Gene Ontology annotation, molecular function: structural constituent of ribosome. The transcript has 4 exons. The coding region runs from base 107 to 433 and encodes 108 amino acids. Lineage: Eukaryota; Viridiplantae; Streptophyta; Magnoliopsida; Brassicales; Brassicaceae. Gene Ontology annotation, cellular component: cytosolic small ribosomal subunit. The record is from RefSeq and is a predicted model, not a curated record.
AUAUAAACAACGAAACCAAUUCAUUCUCACUGUCGUCUCCUCUUGAGCAUCGUCUUCCUCUUAAGCAGCUUCCCUACUCGCCGAUCGUUGCUCCGUUGAAAUCACCAUGGCGCCAAAGAAGGAUAAGGUUCCACCGCCGUCAUCGAAGCCGGCGAAAUCCGGAGGUGGAAAACAGAAGAAGAAGAAGUGGAGCAAGGGAAAGCAAAAGGAGAAGGUUAACAACAUGGUUUUGUUUGAUCAAGGCACUUAUGACAAGCUUCUCACUGAAGCUCCCAAGUUCAAGCUUAUCACUCCGUCGAUACUCUCCGACCGUAUGAGGAUUAAUGGGUCUCUUGCGAGGAGAGCCAUAAGGGAGCUAAUGGCGAAGGGUUUGAUCAGGAUGGUCUCUGCUCACUCGAGCCAGCAGAUCUACACUCGUGCCACCAACACCUAAAAAGCUUGACUUUUUCAAUGGUUUGGUUCUCGACUCUCAUCUUGGUUUUUGUCUUUUGUUGUAUACAUUAAUCAUCAGAACUCUUAUAGUUCUUUUUUGGUUCUCGUUACUCCUUUGUACUCCAGAACCUCUUUAGAAUGUUGUUUUGAGAUAUUAUGUCAAUUUAAAUCGGAGUUGGUUUCUAUUUUUUCCU